Armigeres subalbatus is the source of this 961-nucleotide messenger RNA. RefSeq names its product CXXC-type zinc finger protein 1-like. The coding region runs from base 371 to 961 and encodes 196 amino acids. The record is from RefSeq and is a predicted model, not a curated record. The transcript has 3 exons. NCBI's taxonomy places the organism in Eukaryota, Metazoa, Arthropoda, Insecta, Diptera, Culicidae.
UUUAAAUUAUCAAUUAGUUGAGAAUUUCCAGAAAUUAGCAGUUAGCAACCCGUGAAAGAAAAUAGUGUUUUCUAUUUAAUGCGCAAGAUAUAGUAUUAACCAGUUACUUAUCUUUUCUACAUCGUUGAAACGCGCGAAUAAGUAAACAUAAAGUUCCACGUGGACAACGGGUGGAGCGAAUUUUCACUAGUUUCCCAGUUAGCUGACCAGCUUGUAACGGUUCGUAGGAGAGAUUAGGCGUAACAGGGGUCGAUCGUACGAUUAGAAGGGAGAAACAGGUCUAGGAAAUACCAAAUCUUUGAGCUGCAAUUACCAGAAGCUGCUGGAAGAUUGUUUUUACCUAUUCCAACAAUCUCAAAGAUUUGCUCCGAUGAACGAAACAACGGUAAGCUACGAUUGUGGGGCAUGCGAUCGACCCAAUUCCGCCGAGGCGAAGAUGGUCGAAUGCGAAAGCUGCGAAACAUGGUUCCAUCUUAGUUGUGCUGGAGUAUCGCCGGGAGUUGAAAAGCGGUCGUGGAUUUGUGCGAAUUGUACCCCGCUAAUGCCAGUUGCAUCUGCGGCCACGAAAUUAAAAACAAAAGAAGCUGCGUUGCAAGUAGGAGCGAAGAAGGGUAGCCGAAAAUUGUCAGUAAAGUCGGACGCUGGAAUCACGGUAAGUGGUGGUAAACAGCUGGAAGUCCCAGAGCAAACUGCAGGUAAACCCACCACCGGAGCCAUUCCGAAAGCUACAAAGGUCAGCGAACAGAGUGAUCGUGUGUCGGACGCUGGAAUUACGGUCACUGGUUGUCAAAAGCUGGAAGUCCCAGAGCGAACUGCAGGUAAAACCACCACCGGAACCAUUCCAAAAGCUACGAAAGCCAGUGAUCGUGUAAAAAAUGGCAAAGCGACUGAAGAUUUACUGAAGCCGGCAGAAGAAGCCUCGACCCCGAAAUACAGACAGCAGCGAGUUCCCGUGCAUUAA